CGUGACGCAGUCGGCCUCAAACCAAAGCUUCACACAAAAUUUGACAUCACUUCCGUGUUCUAGGUAGAUUGGACCUCCGAGGAAGACUAGCCUACUACGGACCAGUCAGUGGUGCAUAUGUUUAUUUUUUGUAGGCUGUUUUAAAUAAGGCCCGUCGACUCACGGAGGUCUCUGAGAACUUUUGAAAAUGGCUGGUACCGAUUCAGAGGUUGACUUGUGGACGAUUCCUCUCAUUGCUCUGAAUGUGACGGUGAGGAAAAAGUUGGGACUUUAUUUAAACCCCAAAAACACAGUGGCUGCGGAUUGGAUGGCUGUCGCGGAGGCCAUGGACUUUACUUACCUGGAGAUAAAGAACUACGAAGCUUUUGAAAACCCCACCAAAAGGGUUUUGGAAAACUGGCAGGCUCAGUCCUCGGAUGCCUCAGUGGGGAAGUUGUUGUCAAUCCUGACCGAGGUGGAGAGAAACGAUAUCUUAGAGGAUCUUCGUCCUUUGAUAGAUGAGGAUGUCAGGAAGUAUCUUGAGAAUGUGAAGAAGGCGGCCGAGCCCCCAGUUCAGGUUCAUGAGGUUGACAGCUGUGUUCCUCGCACCCCAGAGAGGUUUGGUAUCACCCGGGAGGAUGACCCCAACGGUGCUCCUGAGCUGUUCGACGCCUUCAUCUGUUACUGCGAGAGUGAUUUCGAGUUUGUCCAUGAAAUGAUCCGGGAGCUGGAACAGACAGACUACAAGCUGAAACUGUGUGUGUUCGACAGGGAUGUCCUCCCGGGCUCCUGUGUAUGGACCAUCACUAGUGAGCUCAUUGAGAAGAGGUGUAAGAGGAUGGUGGUGGUGAUUUCUGAUGAAUACCUUGAAAGUGAAGCUUGUGACUUUCAGACCAAGUUUGCUCUCAGCCUCUGUCCUGGAGCUCGAAAUAAACGGCUUAUCCCCGUGGUUUACAAGACGAUGACAAAGCCAUUUCCCAGCAUCUUGCGUUUCCUCACCAAAUGUGACUACACCCGGCCUUGCACGCAGUCUUGGUUCUGGGUUCGACUGGCCAAAGCUCUCUCACUGCCGUAAUCAUGAAGCAGGCAGUUAUUUGUAUUUAAAAAGUACUUUUUAAUCCCAUCAAAUAGACUUUGUUGGACAGUGUCCAAAAAUUUCAUGUUUAAGUAUGUGCUAUUGCUUGUGAUCCACAGCCUGCUGACAGCUGAACCCACCUGCCACUUAUUGUGUGUGUAUAUAGUAUAAGGUAUGUCUUUUGUGCUUCCUUUGAAGACUGUAUGGUGAUUUUUGUACAUAAUCAUUAUGAAACUCAAGCUGCGCAAGAGUACCAAAUAUCAACAAAAUUCUCUCUGCACACUGUCAUAGCAUAUAUAAAAAUUUAAGAUUAACGUGUGUGGUGCCUGUUAUGUGAUUUAUAACGAUGAAGAGAAUUUGUAUGUAUUUAGGACAGGAUAUAAACACUUGCACUAGCAACUUCCUCUUAUGAGUCAACGUCUAGUGUAGUUGAUGAGAUAGAUUGAGGGAAGAAAUAUUCUUGUGAUACUUAAACAUAUUCAGUUUUGUGGACUGCUGACACUUGCUUUUCUCUCUUGCCUCCUCUGUCAUCACGAUCCUAAUUUGUAUUUGGUCUUGUGUUUUUGAUAUGAUCUUUUUUAGCACAGUUUCAUAACAGGAAGUCGUUAUACCUUGAAUAAAUGGUGUGAAUAUAUCUUAAUAAAAUAAACGUUUAUCAAGCAAUUUAUAAAGUAUAUGUACAGACAUGAAAGCGCAAUAUGCCCCGUGUUUCCACAGAAUUUCAGACAUACUAUAAAACGCACCGCCAACUUAAUUCUGUAAAAGAGAACUUUA
Messenger RNA from Monopterus albus (swamp eel), 1828 nucleotides. It is a transcript of the gene myd88, whose product is annotated as MYD88 innate immune signal transduction adaptor. The record is from RefSeq and is a predicted model, not a curated record. The coding region runs from base 188 to 1054 and encodes 288 amino acids. The transcript is spliced from 5 exons. Gene Ontology annotation, molecular function: TIR domain binding; Toll-like receptor binding. Gene Ontology annotation, biological process: positive regulation of canonical NF-kappaB signal transduction; MyD88-dependent toll-like receptor signaling pathway; Toll signaling pathway. Lineage: Eukaryota; Metazoa; Chordata; Actinopteri; Synbranchiformes; Synbranchidae. Gene Ontology annotation, cellular component: plasma membrane.